Molecule: messenger RNA, 1689 nt
Organism: Phoenix dactylifera (date palm)
Lineage: Eukaryota; Viridiplantae; Streptophyta; Magnoliopsida; Arecales; Arecaceae
Source: RefSeq, a predicted model, not a curated record
CCCUUUACUCCUUCACCUCUUCGCCCGCCCCCCCUCUUCUUUUCUUUCAUCCUAUUCAUAUUUCUCUUAUCUCUCGCUCUCGCGCUGUUGGUACCAUAGGCUCUAUUUUCUAUUCUAUUCUAUUGACCCGCGGGCCAUGGGCGGAGCUGACGGCGGGGCCAACGGCGGCCCCCUGACGGACCACUCGCACCAGCGCCAACCACAGAUUACGGCGGCGGCAGUGGGGAGCAACGGCGACGGCGCAGGAAACGCGAUGGUGGGGAAGAAGGCGCCGUCGAAAGACCGGCACAGCAAGGUUGACGGGCGCGGGCGUAGGAUCCGGAUGCCGAUCAUCUGCGCCGCCCGAGUCUUCCAGCUGACGCGCGAGCUCGGGCACAAGUCAGACGGGCAGACCAUCGAGUGGCUCCUCCGCCAGGCCGAGCCCUCCAUCAUCGCCGCCACCGGCACCGGAACCACCCCCGCCUCCUUCUCCACCCUCACCGUCUCCCUCCGCCACUCCUCCUCCGCCGCCUCCACCUCCUCCGCCCCCCUCGACCUCAAACCCCAUUCCUCAGCCGCCGCCGCCGCCGGCGCUCAACACCUCCUCCCCCAGCCCCUCGCCCCCGCUCCCUUCAUCCUCGGCAAGCGCCUCCGCCCGGAAGACGACUCCGCCGUCGGCAAGGACGACGCCGGCGGCGCCGGGAUCGGCCCAGCCGGCGGGUUCUGGGCCGUGCCGGCCCGGCCGGACUUCGGGCAGGUAUGGAGCUUCGCGGCGCCGGAGAUGGUCGUGCCGCAGGCGUCGCUCUCCGGAAGGUUCGCCGCCGCCGCGCAGACGGUCGGGGAGGCGUCGGCGGCGAGGGUCGGGAACUACCUCCCCAUGGCGCAGGGCCACCUCAACCUUCUCGCCUCCUUGUCGGGCACGCCGGCGGCCGCCGCUGCCGCCGCAGCAGCGGCGGCAAACAGGAGAGAGGACGAGCCUCGCUGAUAGUUCCGGUGUUUUGGAGAGCUAGGGUUUUAGGUUUCCGUUAGAAGAAAAAAAAAAAAAAGAGGGUUUGUGGGACUUGGAAUGACGUAGUUAGGACUUUGUUUCUUUCCCGUUCGCUCUUUCUUUGAUUUGUGCCUCGCCAUUCCCCUCUUACCCUCCUCUCGUCAUUGAACUAAAGAUUCUGGAGGCACUCCAAGGGUAGGAAGGAUAAGGAAUUUGGAUUCAAUCUCGAGUUCUUGAAAGUAUUCAAUGCAAUGGUGAACGCAGUCAACAAGAACAGAGAGUGAAAAGAUUAGGCUUUGUUCAGUAGUUGAGUGUGGAGUGUAUGGAUUGAAUUCUCUUCUAUGCAACCUCAAAGAAGUAUCAUGGGACUUGAUCCAAGGUUAAGAUGAAGGGAAGGCUUGGGUGCUUUGGUUUGUGACUGCAGCUGGGGAAGAUUAUUCCCUUUCUAUUUAAAUCAAUCUAUCCACAUGUUGGUGUGGGGAUUUAAAAGGUUAUGGGCCAGUAUGUUCUUCAUUUUCAAAGCUUCAUCUGUAUUCUAAGCCAGAUAGAUUUCUUUGGGGUUUAUCAGCAUGGAAAUAAUGGGGUUUCUGUAUGUAAUUCUGGAUUGUUUGGGUGUAUGAGUGCAAAUAAAAAGUGUAGCUGUUCUUGCUCUGAACUUGUUUUUGUUCUCAGUAUCUCAUGUUUGCUUGGUUAGUGUGAAUACAAGUCUUUAUUGUCUCUUC